Messenger RNA from Aureobasidium musti, 423 nucleotides. NCBI's taxonomy places the organism in Eukaryota, Fungi, Ascomycota, Dothideomycetes, Dothideales, Saccotheciaceae. The record is from the annotation of a GenBank genome assembly.
AUGCCGACGCCGCACAAGCUACCUCGUGUCGCCAUAUCGUAUUGCACCCAAUGCAAGUGGAUGUUGCGAGCAGCAUACUUUGGCCAGGAAUUGCUAUCAACCUUCGGAACAGCUAUUGGCGAGAUCGCCCUCAUUCCCGCCACCGGUGGUCUCUUUACUGUCUAUUUGACCCACGUACCUCCCGGAUCCGAUGAGAAUGCAGAAGCACAAGAGAUAUUGCUAUGGGAUAGAAAGACAGAAGGAGGAUUCCCGGAAACGAAGGUGCUCAAACAACGCUUGAGGAAUCAUAUCGAGCCGGGUCGUGAUCUUGGUCACUCUGACAAGCCCUCCAAGACUCAGACUUCGGACACAUCUUCAAAGCCAACAGAGCCUGCUCAGAGCACUGCCGCUACGGCGUCUGUAACUUCAUCAAACUCCAUCUAG